This is a messenger RNA of Synchiropus splendidus (mandarinfish), 3093 nucleotides long. It is a transcript of the gene mta1, whose product is annotated as metastasis associated 1. Gene Ontology annotation, cellular component: nucleoplasm; NuRD complex. NCBI's taxonomy places the organism in Eukaryota, Metazoa, Chordata, Actinopteri, Syngnathiformes, Callionymidae. The record is from RefSeq and is a predicted model, not a curated record. Gene Ontology annotation, biological process: negative regulation of transcription by RNA polymerase II; response to ionizing radiation; double-strand break repair. The transcript has 18 exons. Gene Ontology annotation, molecular function: chromatin binding; sequence-specific DNA binding; transcription corepressor activity. The coding region runs from base 856 to 2517 and encodes 553 amino acids.
AUGUCUGACCAGAAGAGACUCAAGCCAGCUUGUUAUUCAGCGGGAUGAAGACGUCACACAAGCAGCGUCGUCUGGUAACUAUCUGUUACAGGGUGAAGAUUAGACUGGUGAGAUGUGACAGUUUCUCUGCUCCUUUGAAAAUAUGUCGACGUGGAAUAAGAUGUUGCAGUGAACCAGUUUGCUCAGUAAACUUCCAAAAUACAGGACAUUUAUUUUCUCCUGCACUUCUGCUCCAAUUCCUCAAAUCAUUUUUAGUAUUCCAACAACUUUUCUGUGUACAUUAAGUCGACAUUGCCUUUAUGUUUGGACGAAUAUCUGGUUGUGUAGGUGGUGAGGAAUAUUAAUACUGUUGUUGACCAUAAGGUUUUCAAGUGAAGGAGUGAAAGGGGAUGCAUAAUGGAAGUGAACAUGCCUGCAAUUAUGUUAAUUCAAUUCUAAUGAGCAUCCAUAUGUAAGCAAUAUUACUGAAGUUCUCCUUAUCAUAUAGACACUGUUUUUCACCCGAGUUCCACAGGCAUUAGAUGAAAAGUGGGUGCACUGGGUCAGGUGGCCUGCUCCGGGACACCACAACAGCAAGGCUGGAGUGGGAUUCAGACCGCCGACUCUGCGAUGAGUGGAUGACCCACUCGACCUCCAGAGCCACUGUCAAAUGUGGGAAUUGACUUUAAUGACAGCAAUUACGUUUAUUUUGAGAACUCCUCCAGUAACCCACUGCUCAUCAGGAGGAUAGAGGAGUUGAACAAGACAGCCAAUGGGAACGUGGAGGCCAAAGUGGUGUGUUUUUACCGGCGCAGGGACAUCUCUAGCACACUCAUCGCCCUGGCAGACAAGCACGCAAGAGAGCUGGAGGAGGAGAUGGAGAACCCAGAGGUUGCCGACCUCCCGGAGAAACAGAAGCACCAGCUGAGACACAGAGAGCUGUUCCUGUCCCGCCAACUGGAGUCUUUACCUGCCACACAUAUCAGGGGGAAGUGCUGCGUGACGCUACUCAAUGAGACAGAGGCACUGACGUCAUAUUUGGACCGAGAGGACGCCUUUUUCUACUCGCUGGUGUACGACCCCCAACAGAAGACUCUGCUGGCGGAUAAAGGAGAGAUCCGUGUGGGGAACAAGUACCAGGCAGACAUCACUGAUCUCCUCAAAGAAGGUGAGGAGGAUGAGCGGGACCUGGAGAAGCUGGAGGAGAAGAUUUGGGAUCCCAGUAGCUUGCUGACUGAGAAACAGAUUGACCAGUUUUUAGUUGUCGCUCGGUCAGUAGGUACGUUUGCGCGAGCGUUAGACUGCAGCAGUUCCGUCCGCCAGCCAAGCCUCCACAUGAGCGCAGCAGCAGCCUCCAGAGACAUUACCCUGUUCCACGCCAUGGACACGCUCUACGCCAUGAGCUACGACAUGACCCGAGCCAUCGCAGCGCUGGUGCCUCAGGGCGGACCUGUCCUCUGCAGAGACGAGAUGGAGGAGUGGAGCGCGUCGGAAGCAAACCUUUUUGAAGAAGCUCUGGAGAAAUACGGCAAAGACUUCACUGACAUCCAGCAGGAUUUCUUACCGUGGAAAUCUUUGACAAGUAUUAUUGAGUAUUACUACAUGUGGAAGACCACAGACAGAUAUGUUCAGCAGAAACGAUUAAAAGCAGCUGAGGCAGAGAGCAAGUUGAAGCAGGUCUACAUCCCUAACUACAACAAGCCAAACCCCAACCAGCUGUGUAACAAUGUUAAGCCGCCUCUGAUGAACGGGUCGGCCAGCACGGCCGCGCCAGGUGCCCCAGCUUCAGCGGCAGGUCAAGGCCAGACCCCGAGCCUGGGUCGGGCCUGCGAAAGCUGCUACUCCAGCAGCUCCUACCAGUGGUACUCCUGGGGUCCCCCAAACAUGCAGUGUCGACUGUGCGCCUCCUGCUGGACCUACUGGAAGAAGUAUGGCGGCCUGAAGAUGCCAACCAGGCUGGAGGGGGAACGACCCGGACCCAACCGCAACUUGAGCCCCCAUGGCCUCCCUCUGCGUCACAGCGGCAGCCCCAAGUUUGCAGUGAAGACACGUCAGGCUUUCUACCUGCAGACGACGGCGCUGACACGGAUGGCGCGGCGGAUCUGCCAGGACAUCAUUAGACCCCGAUUCCUGGCCAGACACCCCUACCUCCCCGUUAACACAGCGGCCAUCAAGGCAGAAUGCGCCCUGCGGUUACCUGAUAAGCCCAGCAAACGCCCCCCGCUGAAGCCUGUUGACCGUAAACCCCUGGAGUCAGUCGUCCGCUAUUUAGAAGCACAUCCCCGUCCAGCCAAACCGGACCCACCGUCCCGCGCCGGCUCCAUCUCCACGGGCAGCCUCACCCCCAUCAAGUCCACUCCCAUUCUCAACAACGGCUCCCCGACCAUCCUGGGCAAGCGCAGCUACGAGCAGCACAACGGCCUGGAUGGCUCUAAAUCCAAAGUCUUGGCUCCUCAGUGGGACAUCAUGGCUAAAAGGAUGAGUGACGUGGGCCGGGCGUCUGCUCCCCUGCAGGAGGAGAUACACGAAGUGGACUGAAGACCCCGGAAUGACCCUUUCCUUCAAAGCUGACUGGAGUGAGUUUCUUGUGUUCCAGCAGAGGAGAGCUGAAGUGGUCAGCAGCUGCAGGAGCUCAGCGACGCCCUCGGCCUCCGUGCUCCAGUCCUCUGCUCCUCACUGGGAGGAUGGACUUCAGCAAAAAUGAGCCUGCGUGUACAGGACUGCGUUUAUUACUGCAUUUCUUGCUCUUACCGUCGACGUCAUAACUGUUUUGUUUUUCGACUACAUUUAUUUUGUGAUCAAACAAUGGAACUUGAGAAGUUUCAUGAAAAAAAGCCCUGUGGAGAAAAGGGUGAAGGACUGUAACAUAUGUUCUUUUGUAUUCCACAAGGAGGCGCACUUUCAUUUCUACGUCAUACUCCUUGUUUUUUUUGUUUUUUUUUCUCCUCUGUUUUGACGAGUGCUUCAUGGGAAUCUUCAGAUUUUGUGAGCCGGUCGCUCUCUGGCCAGAAAGGUUUAACUUAUUGAGAAAGACUUGCGGCUUUUUCUACCUUUUUCACAAGUAAUGCAUCUAUGCUUCGAUAUUGUAAUUAAAAAAAAGAGCCUUGAUUUUCA